AAAAAAGAUGGCAGCGAGUGUCGACGGCUGUCCAUCGGAUUUAAUGUGAAAAUGGCGCAUUAUGUGAUAUUUUCACAAAAUUUAUUAAUAUUAAGUGAAAUAUUGUGUAGUGUUUCUUUGUGAUAGUGAAUUUUACAUUAUUGACAGUGAUACUGGUGUGUAAAUUGGAGAACUCUCUGCUUUCCUAGGAUAUUGGAUUACACAAAAUAAAGGCAAAAUGGUGGUGGGCGAGAAUAAACGUACGGCCAACAUAAUGGACGGCAUAGAGAACACCGGCGACGUCAGGCUGCACGACCAUCGGCUACGGUUGAAGCAAAGAUUCGACAUAGUAAGAAAGCUAGGCCAAGGCACCUACGGGAAAGUCCAAUUAGGUAUAAACAAGAAGACUGGACAGGAAGUGGCGAUCAAGACGAUAAAGAAAUGCAAAAUCGAGACCGAAGCGGACUUGGUACGAAUCCGACGGGAGGUGCAGAUCAUGUCAUCGGUCAGGCAUCCCAAUAUUGUACACAUUUAUGAAGUAUUUGAAAAUAGUGAAAAGAUGAUUUUAGUAAUGGAAUACUGUUCGGGCGGUGAACUGUAUGAUUAUCUAAGUCAAAAGAAAGUUUUAGAAGAGGACGAAGCCAGGAGGUUAUUCCGACAGAUCGCAACCGCUGUAUACUAUUGCCAUAUACAUAAAAUCUGCCAUAGGGAUUUAAAAUUAGAGAAUGUUUUACUCGACGAGACUGGUAGUGCCAAGAUCGCAGACUUCGGUCUUUCCAACGUGUUCAAAGAGACAUCUCUGCUGGCGACAUUUUGCGGGUCUCCUUUGUACGCGUCGCCGGAAAUCGUCAAAGGCACUCCGUACAUCGGACCCGAAGUUGACUGCUGGUCCCUGGGCGUACUCCUGUACACGCUGGUGUAUGGGGCGAUGCCCUUCGAUGGCUCCAAUUUCAAGAGGCUGGUUCGUCAGAUCAGCAACGGGGAUUACUACGAGCCCAAGAACCCGUCUUCUGCAUCUCCUCUGAUCCGCGACAUGCUCACCGUGGACCCUUUGAAGAGAGCAGACAUCGUUUACAUCUGUGACCAUCCAUGGGUGAACAUGGGCUGUGAAGCGUCAUGUCUGGAGAUAGCGGAGGCCUUGGCAGCUGAGACUCCGGUGCGACUCGACCUGUUGCUGUCGUUAGCGCCUGCGGCUCCGUCUAACACCAAUAGCGUGGUUGUUCCAGAGCAAUCCGAGCUGGGUGGUCCCACAGAGAGCUGCACUGACCUCACCAGUUCCACUUCUAUGGCAGUGGAGCCCAGCAAUUCUGCUGAGAAACGGAUAUUGGAACUUGUUGCAGAGGGCGGCGAAGACGCCAUAAAGCCUUCCCCGACGCGCACGAUAGUGGCGGCCGCAGACAACAAACGCAAGUUGGAGCUCGCCAUGUCCGGCACCGGCCUGCAGAGGAAGAGGGAACGGGUUGCCAGUUCAGCAAGCAUAGCAGGUGCGCCCGCACUGCCGGAAGAGGCUUGCGUACCCGAUGAAGACAAUGCGGGGCCGCAAGAUGGGUCUAGUGCUGAAAUGCCUCGACCCUCUCUGAAGUCAUCGGCCACCAUCACGAUAUCUCCGACUCCGGCCGCGGUAGAGUUGAGCCAAGCCCCCCCUGAAGAGAUCAAAAAUGCACUAAACGAAGAGAUAAAAGAAGAAAAGCCCAAAACUAAGAGAGCCAUCUCCAAAGUUGACGUCCCAGAGAAGCAAAACGAAUCUAAAGUGGAAGACGGCAAGCCGUCCGUGGCGGCCGCCGCAGACAAGUUGACGUCUUUGUCCAUUUCUCAGCCGGCACCCGCCUCCCCCUCCGCCCCCUCCGCCCCCGUCAAGCCCAAGAAGCUGUCUAUAGGAGGUCACGUGGGCAGCUUCAAGGAGCAGUUCGAGAGACGAGCGUCGCUCACCACUCCCCCGGAAGUCAAACGGACCGUCACCAAACCUGUGGUGUCGAAGAUCGCGAAGCCGAAAGCCCAGAGCGAGGACCGGGAGAUGAACAAGCCCCUGGACAACGGGACGGUGAGGCUUCAGCAGAUCGGCAUCGAGCCGUCGCCGUCUGUGCCGUUCGAGGAGCCUCAAACGCAAAUGAACCGGGGUGGAGUGAAGAAGACAGAGAGUGAACCCACUCACCACACACAGGUCGACCCUGCGGUCUUGCUGCAGGACGCCAGGAGGAGUCUCCAGAGUUCGAUGGCGAAGUUGGCGGAGGAACGGGCCGGCGAAGAGAACAGACGACGCGCCGCAAGAGACAUUAUUUCCUCUGCUAUCAGAACGGGCAAGCCUCCCGUGCCCUACGGCAGGUCCUCGUCAGCCGGAGUGACGUCGCUGGCGUCUCCGCCGUCCACUCCCCCCGCGGCCCCGCCCUCCGCCUCUCCCAAGGUCUUCAAAACGGAGGCACACCACCGGGUGGAGGAUCACCGCAACAGGGGUCUGUCGGUGGAACGCAUAAUACCGAUAAGCGUGGCCCCGGAGGAGAGUCCCACGUCUCCGACGUCUACGUCCGCGAACGCGCACGUUCCCACGCACAAGCCCGCGCCCAGGUCGACGCAUACGCCACUUAGACGUCUGGCGUCAACGGAAUCGACGGGCACGGGCGAGCCGAGUCCUAGCACGGGCGAGCCGAGUCCUAGCACGGGCGAGCCAAUAAAGAAAUCGGCUCGGGAGUUCAUUAUACCCAUCGCGGUGGAGGGCAAGGGGUACGUCACACCCAGACAACGGAGUCUCGAGCCCGACGCGUCGCCUUCGCCCAGGGUUCACCCGCCCCGGCUUACACCUCGGCGCAUCAGCAGUUUAGUGAGUGGCGGUGAAUCUGAAGAAGAAGAUGACACACAUAUGCAUCGAUUGAGAUCAAGCCGCUUGGCUCGAGCGGAAUCCGUGUCCUCUGGCGAAGAGGACGAGGAAGACGAGGGUUUCCAUCUGUUGACAGCUGAAAACCUCUUCUCCACGCUUUUGCAUAGAGUUCGCGCGUUAACUCAGCGGUUAAACGGCGAAGAAGGCCCGGGCUUCUCCCAACAUCCGCACUCGCUCUUCAACAACCUGCAUUCGCCGUUCUUCAAUAGCCCUCAUUUGCCGCGGAGGCAUUUCAUGCGCGAAGGCUGGGGUUCGCGAGACAUGCAGUCGCCGUUCGAGUCCAUGUUCAACAAGUCGCGUCAGACACCGCGCGGUAGUAGUAAGAAGGGCAAAGCGCGGACCGGCGACGACGACGAGCGUGAAGGCGACGCGGGGCUAGAUCUCUCGGACCUCGACUUGAGCUCGAUUCGGUUCUCCGAGCGCGAGAUGCGCGCCCUGUCGGGCCUGACGCCGGCGCUGUCUCGGCGCCUGCAGCGGCAGCUCUUGCGGCAUCUGCCGCCUCACGCCGCUCGCUCCUUGCGACGCACGCUCUCUCUCGGCGCCGACCGAUCCGAGCCGGCGGACGACCCGCGAGAGGCUCCCGCCGACGACGACGCACAUUCGCGAGAACCUCCCGAAACCGAAAUCGACGAAGUCCCGCGAGCUUCAGCCUCCCAAUUCUGCACUCUGCCGCGUUCGAGACGACGUUCUAGUGCGUCGCGGGAACUCGCGUCUCCCACUUCCCCUCUCGUCGACCGCAAUUGUACAUUUAAAAUGGCGGCUCCGCGGGACUCGAGCGGAUCGCGCCCGGAGUCCCGCGGCGCUACCGAUAGACCUCUACUGAGUAAAUAUUUUUCCGAGAGAACGACUUCUUUAGACGACACGUACGCGUCGGACGGAGGCAGUCUAGUCACCGACCCCAGUUAUAUUGCUGCGUACGGUCCGCCCGCUUACGCUGACACAACGGGUCAAAAUUUCAGACGACAUUCCCUGAGAUUAUCCGGCGAUCGACCCACCAAACGUAUUUCCAGAUUUCUCAGAUCAGAUUUCUUCGAAUCACCACCUGACGAAAGUGUUUACACUAAACACAAAAAAGAAAAAGAAUUAGAAACUCAAAAAAUAUUGAAGGAAAUAAGGGAGAAGAGAAGUAGGGCUUCGGACGGUGCAUCGACGACCCCCACUGAUGUAAACGACGCUCAGAGUUGUAUAAGCGAGGAUAUAACGCGCAAAUGCAUGUCACCUACGAGUGUAUUAAUUGGUAAAGAUCGAAGUAGAUCAACCACGCCUUUUUUCCCCAGUUUAGAUAAUAUUAAGGAAAACACAGCUGAUUCAUCGACUAUACUGAAAACGAAAAAUAUCUGCAAUGAAACACGAGACUCACAUAUUAGGAUUAAUAAUGAAACUUCGUCCAACCAAGAAACAAGGAUAGUCCGACCUAAAAGUUAUCCAGCUAAAAGCAUCAAAACAUGCGACACUAACAAAACCGAAAGUGAAAGAAAAUCAAGUAGAGAAAUCGAAACUGAGAAUAAAAAUACUACAUCUACGGAAUCAAAAUUAUUAAGACCUAAGAGUUACCCGAAUAAUACGAAUCUGUUAAAUAAAACGAAUUCCAACCGCACUAUUAGGAAAGACGAAUGCAAAAGUUCCACCUUAAAUGAGAACCCUCCUCCUACACCGGAAGCAAAAACUGAUGUAGAAGUUAGUUUUAACAUAACACUGCCAAGAAAAACAAAACCUAACCCGACGAGCAAUUCAUCAGAGGUUUUCUCACAAAAUGAAAAUCUUAACGCUAGGGAAGAUAAAACGAAAGUAGAGAAUGGGUCGUCAAAUCUUGUCUUAAGAAAGUAUAAAGUAGUUAAUUCCACACAGAGAGAAAUGCCUUCAGCCGUGGAUCAAAAUAUAAUAAAUGAGAGUAUUGUGGACAGUGCAGAUGCUCUACGAAAACGUAAUUAUGCCAAUUCCAUAAAAAAUAACAUCUCAAGUAAUGGUUUUACUCGAGAUAAUAGUAUGCCGAAAGAUGAGUCAAAAGAAGAAAAGAAGGUUAUAAAAAAGAAAGUAAUUAAAAAAGUAUCUUCGAAGUCAAAGGCUGAAUUAGGAAACGACAAAAAAUCUAAUGAUAAGAAAAUUGUCGCUAAGAAACAUAAAGAUAAAUCACCCGAGGAUAGUAAACAAAAUAAUGUUACUAAGAAAAAGUCAGUUCUACAGUCGAUAGGUCACAAAUUAGAAAAAUUGACUUCUUCAAAAUCUAACUCACCAGAGAAAACAUGCCAAAAUAGCUCAAUAAAGGCUAGUAAAAAAGAAACUAGUAAACUAAGGACACAAAGGGAGCAUUCCGUUCCGGUCGAACCGCCCACCGAAUCGAAUCUCAUCAAGAGAGCUGUAACUGUCACAGAUGUGGCCGCACUGGAAAACCAAAUUAGUACACAGAAUAAAACGGCAGUUUCUAAAGUGUUGGGAUUAUUUAAGAAAUUUGAACCGAAAGAAAAACAGAUGAAGCUUAAUUCAGAAAAUGCACGAAACAAUAUUGAGGAACAAAAUAUUUCGGCAGAAAUUGAAAGUGAUAUUGAAAAACCUCAAAGACCAUCGUCUCUGUUAUUGAAUGGAGUGAGUCGUAAAAGUAAUAAAUAUAAUAAGACUAGUAGCGAUAGUUGCACCGCCCUUCCGACUGAUAAUGAUGAAAAGUUAACGAAGAAAGAGGAAACGAAGAGCAUUCGUAGCACCCUAAAGUUGGACUUUUCAAAACUUCCUAGAGUGAAGAAAAUAGUUCCUACUAAUCCUGUGAUAGAACCUCAAAUAAUGGAUACGUCAAUGGACAAAGGUAAAGUUGGAAAAAGUGAAACAAAUGGUGAUUGUAUAUCGGAAGGAAUGGCCAAGUUAGACUUAGGUGAUACCACAAGUAGAAGUAGAUCUAGAAGUAGAUCGAUAUAUUCUAAUUCCGACGUUAAAUCUGAUCAUAGCGCUGAAAUAAAAGAGAAAAACCUCAUCUCUCCCAGCAGUCUUUAUCCUAUCCGAAGUCACGAUUCGACCACCCCAGAGAAAGAAGAUGUCGGGGACAGAAUACGCAGAAAAAGCUUUUACUCUAGAUUUAAUGAAAAGAAACAACGUAGAAAAAGUAACUUAGUCGGUCCCGGCGCCCUCGAAUACGAUCCCGUGGCUAGAAUAUACUCGCACUCGACCGAUAAAUACGACGCUUCGCCCACUUCCCCCAAUACAUAUGACAUUUCGCCCGGCUAUUCCGUGUCUUCGGACGCGUCUCCUUCGACCGACCGUUAUAGAAUCUCGCUCGCCGACCUACCUCGAAAUAAUUUACGAUACGACAGCCUCAACGAUAAAGUAGACACGUAUAGAUCUCUAGACAGGAGUGACCUAAGAAAAUAUUCAGGAACACGAAGCUAUCUCGACUACGACCAACCGUCGUCCUACGGCCAGAAUAGGUAUUCCAGAACGAAAUCCCUGUUGGAGACUUCGGACGGCGCCGACAAUCUCGGCCUCAGCCUUCUGAAGGAACCGCACAAGUAUAACAGGACGAACUCUCUGUACGCCCCCGGGAGCUACGCCACGUAUCGCCCUAAGAGGACCCAACUCAACUCUGCCAUAAUAUUGAAAGAGAGCGAAAAGGAACCGAGCCCGGAAAACAUUCUUGAAAAAAUCCGUAAUAGAAAAUACUCGAUCAGAGUGACACGAAAGUCUGACUCCGACAAGGAUUCCACGUCGAGACCCGCUGGCUCAUCUCAAGGCGAAGGCGACGGUGCAGAACGCUCUGAGAAAGGCGACUGAGAGGCGUUGACGACGAGUUGAGCGUUUCUCAUCUGUUUUAUUUAUUAGUCCUUCUUGAAUCUCUUCUAGGUAAUUCACCGUUUCCUAUUGUCGAUCUGAACUCCGAGCGUAGGGACAUCUUGCCAACGGUAGAAGUCGCUUGCAUUUCAUAGUUAGUACUUAGACUAAUGCACAUUGAAAUCUCUUUAGUGACAAAUUAGGAAUGAAUGAAUGAAUGUCGGUAAGUCAUCUCAUAAUCAUUUUCGAGUCGUUUGCUUCCUCGAUGCGUUUAAUUCUCGAAGCGGACGUUGUUCGAUGAACGUAUUGGAAUUUUAGUAUUCUAAUCGCCAAACAUAUAUAUUCAAUGAAUUUUAUACAUGUAUAAUAUCUUACGCCAAAUAUUUAUUCGUAUUACCAUUAUAUUAUACACUAAUGAAAUUAAUUGAUAGUUAUCGAAUUGAUUUGCUGAAACAUUAAGAAUUGACUCACGUGCCUUUAUGCGACUGGAUUUGUCCAUUUAUUUAACGCGAGAUGAAACAAACGCGUGUCUGCACAAAUGACGUAUUUAUGUCCUACUGUGGUGCAACGAUCGGAUUUAGUUUAACUAUUUAUCAGAAAGUAUUGUUUGCUAAGUCAAGUAACAGAUAUCGAAUAGAAUGGUGCUUAGUUGAAGAUUUUCGUAGAAUAUUAACGUAUUAAGUCUUAUGUAAGGUAGAAACAGUGUUCCCUAAAGAAAUAACUAUUUUGUUGACCGUUCAGAAGUAUUUUCAGUAGUUUUAACUUAAUUUGUUGCCAUUUCAUUGUUAGGUAUACGAUUAAUUAACGUUUAAGAAAUAAUUUAUCAUUUAUACUCAUAUUUAUUUGUAAUCGUAACGUAUUGCGCUAUUUAUUUGUGUGCGACAUAAUACUGUUUUCUUGGUCACGGUUUUGAUACUUUGAACUGUGAAGUGUUGAAUAAUAUUGUAAUUCCCAUCAUACGUUUUGUAUUGAAUGUCAAUAAAUUAUAUAGUUGGAA
Pieris rapae (cabbage white) is the source of this 7601-nucleotide messenger RNA. RefSeq names its product NUAK family SNF1-like kinase 1 (gene Nuak1). NCBI's taxonomy places the organism in Eukaryota, Metazoa, Arthropoda, Insecta, Lepidoptera, Pieridae. The record is from RefSeq and is a predicted model, not a curated record. The transcript has 28 exons. Gene Ontology annotation, molecular function: protein serine/threonine kinase activity; tau-protein kinase activity; ATP binding. Gene Ontology annotation, cellular component: cytoplasm. Gene Ontology annotation, biological process: protein phosphorylation; intracellular signal transduction; microtubule cytoskeleton organization. Bases 218 to 6607 code for a protein of 2129 amino acids.